GAAUAAAUUGAACUUUUAUAACACAAUAGACAGUGAAUUUGUUUUCGACAAACAGGUGGUGCGUCAAGGCCAACUUGUGUUCGACAAACAACUGGAUAUGUCUCUAUAAAUAUGCAACCAUUUGCCUUGUACUUCAUCAUUGUGAUUUGCUUCAUGACGAGGGCCCUUAUCUUUUGGCGAUUUAAUUACUGUAGAGACUAGAGAACAAUGGGAAAGUGUACGAUUACGUUCAUGCUGUUUGUAUUGUUAAUUGUGUUUAUGAAAGCAUCCGAAUCGAAGCCGACGUUAAAACAAAACAUAUUAAAUAGGACAAGAGGUUUAGCGAAAGGGAUUGGAAACGGAAACGGCAGAUGUAAUGACCACGAUCAGUGUCCUGAUGGCUAUGCAUGCUUAUUGGCAGAGGGGAAAAAAGUAAAGAAAUGCCUUCAGUGUAACUGUUCGGAGACAAGCCAAUGUUAUCUUGAAAGGGAAACGACGUUCUGCAAUUGUUCAGGAACUGGGUUCACGGGACAAUAUUGUGAAACAUUGCUACCGCCAUGUCCAAUGGGAUGGUAUCAAAACAGAAACAGCUGUUACAUCUAUGACUGCACGGCGAAUGAUUGGCUGUCCGCUGUUUCGCACUGCCAGUCCCUUAGUCCGAGCGGAUAUCCGAACUCACAUAUUGUUGAGAUAACAGAUGAAGAGGAAAGCCAAGUUGCAUUUGCCAUUUCAAUUACAGGAUUCAGGUAAUUCAAACCAUCUUGUAUACUUGCAGUUUUAUAUAUAAAUUUAUAUCUUUUCCCUAUUCAGAUUUGCAAAAACUUGUUCUACAAAACGUUUGAUAAAUUUUAAUAUCACAAUUAUAAAACGGAACAACCAACAAAAUAGACCUAGAGCGGGGUUAAUAUAUAAACGUAAUGUCCUGGCUCCACUGACCAGCACUGCUAGUUACAGUAAAAAGUGAAGGUCUAGCUUAAAGUCAAUAUGCAUCGAAAUAUUACUACUGUUCGAAUAAAUGUUUGUAUGCAUGUUGCUCUAUAAGAAACAAUUUUCUGUAGCUUUAUCCAUUUAAUGUAC
This is a messenger RNA of Ruditapes philippinarum (Manila clam), 1056 nucleotides long. RefSeq lists its product as uncharacterized. The record is from RefSeq and is a predicted model, not a curated record. The transcript has 7 exons. Bases 208 to 729 code for a protein of 173 amino acids. Lineage: Eukaryota; Metazoa; Mollusca; Bivalvia; Venerida; Veneridae.